AUGUUUUAUAACAAAUUGCUCAGCACGCUCAGCAUCGGCUUAGGGUUUGCAUGGGCCCUCGAGAACGUUACCAUUUAUGAGUUUGACUCGGGCAAGGGUCUACUCGACCAAGGCUAUCACAAUGUGUUUUCGGACAAUGCCUCCUCGCAGGUGCAGUUACGGGACGUUGUUUUCAUGAACGGUACUGUGGUUUACGAUUCCAGUGCAGCUUGGGGCAGCAGCGCGCUGGACGAGUGGGUUCAGGCGCAGAAAGACAUUUCCAUCCAAAGAAUCUUUGAGAAUAUCGGACCUAGCGCUCGGUACCCAUCGAUUUGGCCCGGUGUUGUGAUUGCAUCGCCGUCGCAGUCGCAUCCAGACUACUUCUACCAAUGGGUAAGAGACAGCGCGUUGACGAUAAACACGAUUGUAUCGCAUUCCGCGGGCCCAGCAAUAGAGACUUUGUUGCAGUAUGUGAACGUUUCAUAUCACCUGCAAAGGAGUAAUAACACAUUGGGUGCUGGGAUUGGUUACACUAACGAUACAGAAGCGCUGGGUGACCCUAAGUGGAACGUGGAUAACACGGCAUUCACGGAUGAAUGGGGCCGUCCUCAGAACGAUGGACCUGCUCUGCGAGCCAUCGCCAUCUUAAAAAUCAUAAACUACCUCAAGCAAUCUGGCACUGAUUUUGGUGAGGAGUACCCUUUCCAAUCCACUGCAGAUAUGUUUGACGACAUUGUACGUUGGGACUUGCGAUUCAUUGUUGAUCACUGGAUGUCCUCUGGAUUUGAUCUAUGGGAAGAAGUUAAUGGUCUGCAUUUCUUUACUCUACUGGUACAACUGUCUGCAGUGGAUAGGUCCUUGUGCUAUUUCAGCGACUCGGAACUAUCGUCUCCCUUUGUUGAAGAGUUGCGUCAAACACGUCAAGAGAUCUCCGACUUCUUAUCGGACCCUGUGAAUGGUUUUAUAAACGCCCAAUAUAACUAUGUUGUUGGAACGCCUCUAAUUGCCAACGCAUUGAGAUCAGGGUUGGAUAUCUCCACUUUGUUAGCUGUUAACACUGUUCACGAUACCCCAUCUGCUUCUCAUCUUCCCUUUAACGUAAAUGAUCCUGCUAUCCUCAACACCCUGCACCAUUUGAUGUUUCACAUGCGUUCAGUGUACCCCAUCAACGAUAGUUCAAAAAACAUAACGGGUAUCGCCCUGGGUCGGUAUCCUGAAGACGUAUAUGAUGGCUAUGGAUCUGGUGAGGGAAAUCCAUGGGUUUUGGCCACUUGUGCCGCUUCAACAACUCUCUAUCAGCUCAUUCGCUGGCACAUCUCUAAGCAGCAAGACCUAGUUGUACCCAUGAACAAUGAAACCUCGAAUGCAUUUUGGAGCGAACUGGUUUUCGCCAAUCUCGCUACUUCUGGAAAUGACCAAGAAUAUUUGGUUGUAGAGUUUAACACUCCCGCCUUCAAUCAAACGAUGCAAAAACUCUUCCAGCUAGCUGAUUCGUUCCUGGUCAAAUUGAAAACUCAUGUGGGUACAGACGGUGAACUUAGUGAACAGUUUAACAAAUACACAGGGUUCAUGCAGGGUGCUCGACAUCUGACUUGGUCCUACACUUCAUUCUGGGAUGCUUACCAAAUGAGACAAGAAAUUUCACAAAGUUUAUGGGGAAUAUAA
Messenger RNA from Saccharomyces mikatae IFO 1815, 1644 nucleotides. RefSeq names its product glucan 1,4-alpha-glucosidase (gene SGA1). Gene Ontology annotation, molecular function: glucan 1,4-alpha-glucosidase activity. Gene Ontology annotation, biological process: polysaccharide metabolic process. NCBI's taxonomy places the organism in Eukaryota, Fungi, Ascomycota, Saccharomycetes, Saccharomycetales, Saccharomycetaceae. The transcript has a single exon. The record is from RefSeq and is a predicted model, not a curated record. The coding region runs from base 1 to 1644 and encodes 547 amino acids. Gene Ontology annotation, cellular component: fungal-type vacuole.